UUAGUCCAGGACAUCAACAUUUCCCUGUGGCGAACACCAGAAGAUGUGAGGUCGGACAAAAGCAUCUUCAAAAAUCAGGGCGAGUGGGAGCUGGUGGGGGUGUUCACCCAGUUCCAGGAGUUCAGUCUAGAAACCAGUAACAGCUAUGCAGAAAUGAAGUUCUAUGUGGUCAUUCGCCGGCGGCCUUUAUUCUACGCAGUCAGCCUCUUACUGCCCAGUAUCUUCCUCAUGGUCGUGGAUAUUGUGGGCUUCUGUCUGCCCCCGGACAGUGGUGAGAGAGUCUCUUUCAAGAUCACGCUCCUUCUGGGAUACUCAGUCUUUCUCAUCAUUGUGUCAGACACACUGCCAGCAACCGCCAUCGGCACUCCCCUCAUUGGUGUCUACUUUGUAGUGUGCAUGGCUCUGUUGGUGAUAAGCCUCGCUGAGACCAUCUUCAUUGUGCGGCUGGUGCAUAAGCAGGACCUACAGCGGCCAGUACCUGACUGGUUGAGGCACCUGGUCCUAAACAGAAUAGCCCGGCUGCUCUACCUUGGGGAGCAGCCCAUGGCCCAUAGGCCCCCAGCCACCUUCCAAGCCAACAAGACUGAUGACUGCUCAGCCAUGGGAAACCACUGCAGCCAUGUUGGAGGACCUCAGGACUUGGAGAAGACCCCAAGGGGCAGAGGUAGCCCUCUUCCACCACCAAGGGAGGCCUCACUGGCUGUGCGUGGUCUCUUGCAAGAGCUGUCCUCCAUCCGCCACUUCCUGGAGAAGCGGGAUGAGAUGCGGGAGGUGGCAAAGGACUGGCUUCGAGUGGGGUAUGUGCUGGACAAGCUGCUGUUCCGUAUCUACCUGCUGGCUGUGCUGGCCUACAGCAUCACCCUGGUCACGCUCUGGUCCAUUUGGCAUUAUUCUUGAGUGGGCACAGCCUGGUAGGGAGAGGUUAUG
Grammomys surdaster is the source of this 927-nucleotide messenger RNA. RefSeq names its product 5-hydroxytryptamine receptor 3A. Lineage: Eukaryota; Metazoa; Chordata; Mammalia; Rodentia; Muridae. The record is from RefSeq and is a predicted model, not a curated record. Gene Ontology annotation, biological process: chemical synaptic transmission; monoatomic ion transmembrane transport; regulation of membrane potential. The annotation marks the transcript as partial. Gene Ontology annotation, cellular component: neuron projection; synapse; postsynaptic membrane. Gene Ontology annotation, molecular function: extracellular ligand-gated monoatomic ion channel activity; neurotransmitter receptor activity; transmembrane signaling receptor activity. The transcript is spliced from 4 exons.